UGUUCGUAACGCUCAGACUCUCUCUUUCCUGCCAGAUGAAAUGGACAAGUACAAGAAAUUUUGCUUUUUUUUUGUUUUAACCAUGAGCUUAAUUUCUUUUCUGUUUGUUAUAAACAGAGAAACAGAGGAUGUACUUGAAGGAUAUCUCCAUCACAUGACUCAUUUUUUAAACUCAGAAAUUAUACAACAGCUGGACACUGAUGAGAACAGGAGAUGUGAGGGGAAGAUCCACACAAGCCCGAUGCCACUGAAUCUGAAGCUCAGACAGUAUGCCAGAAAGAAGCUUGUUCAUGACCUGUGCAUCAAUAACAUUACCUUGGACAUCAGUGGCAAAUGGCAGACAUUUGACCAAAUUCCCCUGAAGGAUUUGAGCAACCUGCUUGUAGACGACCGGCAUGGAAUAAUCUAUUGCUACGUUCCAAAAGUUGCCUGUACUGCCUGGAAGCGGAUCUUGAUCGUUCUAAGUGAGAGUCUGAAAGUGGAUGGUGUACCUUACAGGAGCCCUGCAGACGUGCCCAUUGAAAAAGUUCAUGGAUCCUCUCUAAAGUACCUUAACGCAUACCCCAAGGCAGUGAUGAAAAAAAAACUUGAGACAUACAAAAAGUUCAUGUUUGUCAGAGAUCCAUUUGUUAGACUGAUUUCAGCCUACAGAGAUAAGUUUCAAAGCAAAAAUCAGGUAUAUUACAAAUCAGUUGGGAUGCACAUAUUAAGAACAUUUGGAAAUGUCUCUAAUCUGCCAUCAACAGUAGAGAAAGCACACGCUGCUGGCAUUAUUCCUUCUUUCUACAACUUCAUCCAAUUUAUACUGAGCCUCCAAGCAAAAAAAGACGCGUUUUUUGAUGAACACUGGCAACAAAUAAAUCACUUAUGCCAUCCUUGCCUGAUUGAAUAUGACUUUAUAGGGAAGAUGGAAACCAUUGAGGAAGAUGCUGCUCAACUGCUACGAAUGUUCCAUGUUGAUAACAUUGUCGACCUUCGACCUUGGAUCAACAGCAAAACAGAGCCAAGUGCAAUAAAGACCUGGUUUAGCAACAUCCCCGUGGAGUGGAGGAGGAAACUCUACAAAAUUUAUGAGGCAGACUUCAGACUGUUUGGAUAUAAAAAUCAUGAAAAUCUAGACAAUCUCGAUACGGAAAACAUCAUCUGAAUUGUUUGUUGCGUUCUGUAGUAUGAUUGUUGUCUUUGUUCAUUUGUAGGGGAAACUUGUGUCAGGAAUUGAUGUUGGUAGCUUAGUCUCCUUUACUGAUUUGAAUGGCAUGGGUGUUAUGGUGACAGAAAACAUUAUUCCUUGUUCUCACACUACAGUUGAUCUGUUUGAGGUCAGUGCCGCUUUUGUUUGUUGUAACAGUUAAAGAUCUCCUAGUUACAGGAUACAAAUGAAGAAUUUAAUAUUUUUUUAUUUGUAAAUGGCACUCUCUGCUGCAUUGCAGGACUUAUCUAAAUUUCCUCUUAAUAAGCCAACGGUCUAAGUAGAAAUUUUUUUUAUUGUUGGGUAAGUUUAAAUGAGGUCCAGUGAUGCUGGCAGAAACAAUUUAGUAGAACAACUUCAACAUUCACUGACUGCUUUCUUUCUCAGCUUCCUUCCUGAAAGGAUCUUGCUAUGUGCAAAGGAGCUUUUGUUCCACUUAUACACUUGGUCUAUCAUGUAACGGUGUUCUAAGUACAUUUACAUUUAUGGCAUUUGGCAGAGGAUACAUUCUGAUAGUGGUUCGCUAGGUCACAAACUAAGAAUACCAUCAGUUCAAAACUCUGUUGGCGAGGUAAUAUUGUAGUAGCUCAUGGCUAAAUACUUAGUAAGUAAGUACUAAGUAAUAAGUAAUACGCAUUAUGUGGUAUUACACAUUAAUGAAUAGUUAAUAUAUUCAUAACAUACAGUAUGUAUAUUCACUAAUAAAACACUAAUGGAUAAUUAUUAUGUCCCUGUGUAUGAGCUAUAACAAUAGUAAGGAUUACAUAUUAGAAUGAGCACGUUAAUAAAAACAUAUCAUAUAUGUUACAGCCAGAAGAACUGUACUGUCAGAGUAAUGCUGAUAUAGAAAAUGAACCAACACCAUCUUAUUAGAGAACUCAAUCUCACUUAUGAGCUCAAAUUCAAAUUAUGCCCUUGUGAGAAAUAAGAGUCUUUGAGAUGGAGUUGUUUUUUUUUUCUUCACACUUAGCUUGAUCUUGUUUUUGAGUUCUGUAUCCAUUAAUCUCCAUGCUGAAUGCAUUGUUUCUUUUUUUAAAAGAAAAUUUUCAUAAGCAUUAAACCUCUUAUGAACACGUUAUAAUAAUAUUUGCUUUAUUUAAUCUUGUGCUUUAUUUCUAAUUGUAAGGCAUGCAGGUCAGGAUGGAAAUGCAGGUAGACAGGUUUUUGAUAGAUAGGUUUUUUUUGAAUGAAAGCAAUCAGAACAAAGACGUAAUCCACAAACAAAUCAUAUGUCAGGCGAUCAACAAACAGCACUAGACCAGGCAAGAGAAUACCAGAAACAAGACUAAGAACCAGGGUAACAAUCAGUAUUCAAAAGGCAUGGUAAUGACUGUUAAAAACAAUACAGGGUGUAUUACUUCACAAAGCAGAAGUGAAGUGAGGGUGCUUAAAUACUGCAUGCUUGAUAGAGUCCGGACGAGUGCAAUCAGUAGUCGGGUGAACGUGAAAGUGAGAGUGUCCGUGGCUGUGAGUUGUAGUCGGUGGCGGUUUGUAGGCCACGCUGUAUUCUUGUAAUUGGAGAUCGACGCUGAUCCCAGCAUAGACAUAACACUAAACAGAUACGAUUUCUGGACAUGUCUCUGUUAUGUAAUGUUGACAGAGGAUGUUUGUAGUCAUUAUGAUCAGUUUGCACAGGAUUAGCUAUCUCUGUAUGACUCACAUAGAAGUGUUUUCACUAUGUACGCAUGAUUGUCUCACACACACACACACACACAAAUCUAUGCAUACUAGAUACAGCUGAUGAUCAUACAAACUGAUUGUUUUAAACUUUAUUCUAAAUGCUUGUUGUAGGGUUUGUGGGUGCGCAAGUGUAGUUCAGAUGUCCAUAACAUAUAGGCUGUACCUGUAACGUGAAUCUGUCCUUUUAAUGUCAGUUUGGAUGCGUUAUAUGUUACCUGGAAUUUUUUCUUUCUGAGAAUUUAUAGAAGGUUUACUGCUGCAUACGCACAUAGUCUAUAAAGAAUUAUUGACACAAUGGAUUCGGACAGGGCUAAAAUGCCAGAGAUACUCCUGUAAAAACUAUAUUACCCUGUUUCCCCAAGCUGAAUAGAGUUUAUGAGUCCUAGAUAAGCCUUGAAAUCUGUAAGAUUCAAAGAGAUUCAAGAUUCAAAGCGUUUAUUGUCAUGUGCACAGUGAGGAAACCAAGUUUCCCGGAACAAUAAAAUUCUCACUUUGCUGUCCACAUUGAAUGCCAAAAGUAGAAAUAUAAAUUAUAUAUAUAAAAAUAUAGACUGUUGUACAUCUGUAUGUGUGAGUGUGCAAUGUUGACUUGUGCAUAUGAAGUAUCUCUCUAUGUGCAAUAUUGACUUAUGUACAAAACAAUACAAAACAAAUACAAAAACAAAAACAAUAGUACAGUAGCCUGUAGUAAAUUGAGUGCAACUACACAAUAACAAUAGCAGCUGUCACAUUUAACAAUGUGUAAAUCGAAAUGAAGCUUCUUGAUAAGAAAUAGCAGCAGUAACAUUUACAAAUGUGCAAAUUGAGCUGU
Pangasianodon hypophthalmus (striped catfish) is the source of this 3680-nucleotide messenger RNA. Its product is annotated as carbohydrate sulfotransferase 12-like. Bases 41 to 1147 code for a protein of 368 amino acids. Lineage: Eukaryota; Metazoa; Chordata; Actinopteri; Siluriformes; Pangasiidae. Gene Ontology annotation, molecular function: sulfotransferase activity. The record is from RefSeq and is a predicted model, not a curated record. Gene Ontology annotation, cellular component: membrane. Gene Ontology annotation, biological process: proteoglycan biosynthetic process; carbohydrate biosynthetic process. The transcript has a single exon.